AUGGUGAAAGCUCCUUCUUCCCCCGUGUUCUCCUCAAGUCUGACUUGUAACUACUGCAAGAAUCCAGGCCACAUCAAAGCAAACUGUUACAGGUUGGUUGGUUUUCCAGCAGGCUACUUUGAUAGGCCACGACCUCAGGACAACAAACCUAAGGGAAAGGCUGCUGGUCGUCUUGUUCAAGACCAAGAUUACUAUGCGGUGACAAAAUCAGAUCACACCAACUUUGCUGGUAAGGAUACCGCAUCCCUUCAUGGAGAGCUAUCUGAAGAAGUCUAUAUGGAUCUACCACCAGGAUAUGAGGCAAGCACAAGAGGUAGAUUUGUGUGCAAGUUAAAUAAGUCCUUGUAUGGACUCAAACAAUCACCACGAGCUUGGUUUGGAAGAUUCUCUCAAGCUAUGUGUCGGUUUGGGUACAAGCAGAGCAACUCUGACCAUACAUUGUUUCUGAAACGCAGUGAAGGUAAAUUAACUGCCUUGAUUAUUUAUGUUGAUGAUAUGAUAAUUACUGGUGAUAAUUCAGAGGAGGUUGAAAGAUUAAAAGAUCUGCUUGCAUCAGAGUUUGAGAUGAAAGAUCUUGGUUCUCUUAAAUAUUUUUUGGGGAUUGAGGUCGCCAGGGGGAGUUCAGGAAUUUUCUUGUGCCAGAGAAAAUAUGUGCUUGAUUUGUUGACAGAGACAGGAAUGCUAGGGUGUAGACCUGCUGAUACUCCUAUUGAGCAGAAUCAUAAACUGGCUGAGUACCAUAAUCAAACUCUUACAGAGAAAGCUCGCUAUCAAAGAUUAGUUGGCAGAUUAAUUUAUCUCUCACAUACUCGGCCAGACAUUGCAUAUGCAGUUAGUGUUGUGAGUCAAUUCAUGCAUAAUCCAAGUGAAACUCAUAUGGAAGCUGUGAUCCGUAUUCUGAGGUAUUUAAAGUCUGCGCCUGGAAAAGGCUUGAUGUUUUCAAAGCAUAAUCAUCUGGAUGUUAGUGGUUAUACAGAUGCAGAUUGGGCAGGUUGUGUUACAGAUAGAAAAUCCACUUCUGGUUACUUCACUUUUGUAGGUGGUAAUCUUGUUACUUGGAGAAGUAAGAAACAAAAGGUUGUGGCAAGGUCAAGUGCUGAAGCAGAAACAGUUAGCUGA
Messenger RNA from Rosa rugosa (rugosa rose), 1119 nucleotides. RefSeq lists its product as uncharacterized. The record is from RefSeq and is a predicted model, not a curated record. Lineage: Eukaryota; Viridiplantae; Streptophyta; Magnoliopsida; Rosales; Rosaceae. The coding region runs from base 1 to 1119 and encodes 372 amino acids. The transcript has 3 exons.